Messenger RNA from Asterias rubens (European starfish), 7160 nucleotides. RefSeq lists its product as uncharacterized. Lineage: Eukaryota; Metazoa; Echinodermata; Asteroidea; Forcipulatida; Asteriidae. The record is from RefSeq and is a predicted model, not a curated record. Gene Ontology annotation, molecular function: protein binding; ATP hydrolysis activity.
AUGACACCAGUCGCUCCAAAUCGACAAAAGGGUCGAAGAAUAGUGAACGGUCUGGUGAUAAAUCUGUCCAGUCCAGUGACUCUAAAACAGAAUCGUGCAGGAAACCAACAGGUAGACAGUCAUGAGGUGUCAUCACUAAUCGCAGAAGAUCGUGCAGGAAACCAACAGGUAGACAGUCAUGAGGUGUCAUCACUAAUCGCAGAAGAUCUUGCAGGAAACCAACAGGUAGACAGUCAUGAGGUGUCAUCACUAACCGCAGAAGAGCUUGAAAGAAGCCUAAUAGUAGACGUUCAUGAGGUGUCAUCACUAACCGCAGAAGAUGAUGGAAUUGUGCAUGGAGCCCAUCCAACGAGAGAUCCAGCCCAGGUCGCUGCAGAAAGCUGUAGAGAGGCAAUAAGAACUCAUUAUAGGGACAGCUAUGUGCAACUGACACCAUUGGAGGAUGACACAAAACACAUCAAAGAUAUCUACACAGAAUUAACAUUGGAGGAGUCUGGACAGAAACUGGAAUCGUAUAAAGAUAUAUUCCUUCAGACAACAAGGCGUGGUGAUCCAAUAAAACGGGUUAUUUUGAAUGGGGAACCUGGCAGAGGGAAGUCUACCCUCAUAGAUAAGAUGGCACAUGAUUGGGCAUGUGGUGAAGCACUGCAGCAGUUUGAGCUUGUAUUUGUUUUAAGAAUGAGUGCAGUUGAACAAAACACACAGCUGAUUGACUCAAUUUUUGACCAACUUUUAGACGAGGAUACUGGUGUAGAUAAGAACUUGUUGAGUUCUUUUAUCAGUCACAAUCCAGGCAAAGUACUGCUCUUGUUGGAUGGCUUUGAUGAGUUAAAGACCCGUGCCCUGAAUGAAGACCUAUUUGGUUCAAUUCUAAAGACCAUGAACCGUAAGAAAAACAGAGAGUGUUUUGUUGUAAUUACCACUCGUCCCUCUCACUAUCAUAAAUUAGUGACAAAGUCAUUAAUUAGAGAGCCUUUCACAAAGGUCAGGGUUGAAGGUUUUGAUAAGAAAGCUAUCAAGAUGUAUGUGAAGAGAUUUUAUUCGGAUGAACAUGACACAGCUGAAAGGCUCAUGCGGAGGAUCAAAUCCUCAAAUGUUUUAGCUGAUAUGGCAAAGAGUCCGAUGCUACUUCAGUUAAUGUGUAUUUUGUGGAAAGAGGAUUCUAAACUCCCAGGAACAGUGUCCCGUAUCUACAGUGAGGCAUUGGAGUACAUAUUUGUCAGAAAAAGUGACAGGAAUCCUGAUAUGCCUCCAGAUGAAUUACUAAAAGUAACAAAUGAACUCGGAAAGAUUGCCUUGCAUGGUCUUCUUGCUCCAGAACAACAGCUUGCUUUUCCCGAAGAAGAUUUUGAACCGAGAGUACUCGAAUCUGCACUAAAAGCAGGUAUUCUUACAAGAAAAAAGGUCUUGAAGGGAAGAAAAAGUCACACCAGCAUUCAGUUCCUGCACAAGACGUUUCAAGAGUUUUGUGCUGGUAAAUACUUACAAAGAUUAUUUGAAACAGACACAACGGAAUUUAAGAAAAACCUGAAAAAGUUAAUCAAAUCUGGAGGUAAUGAUUACGUUUUUUGGUUUUGUGCUGGUGACAAUAUGGCAUGUACAUGUAACAUUUUACAAAUACUGGUUGCAUCCAAGCAGUUCAAAGAAGAGCAACUAAGAAGACAGGAACGUGCACCCCUAAUGCAGUUAGGCCUAAACUGCUACUUUGAAGGUCAGUCAAAAGAUUUACCUCCAGUGAAAUUUAUAGAGUCUGUUCUAACAGAAAAUGUAAACAUUGGUAAAUGGGACAGGGACAGUCUGAACUCUUUCACAAACUUUCUUCAAAAUGUUCAUGCCCACGCUGACAAACAAACUGUUUAUCUUGACAAGGUACAGUCGGUAGAGAUAAGUAAAUGUCACUUGGGUGGGUGUAUGUCAGAUUUGGUCGACUCUAUGAGCUUAAUGGCGAAUCUUUCAUCAGUGAAAUUGUCAAUGUGCAAAUUGAAUGAGAGUAGUGGAGAAUACUCUGCAUUAUCAGGAGCAACACUUGGUUCUGCUGCAUCAUGGGCCCAACACUUCAAGAAAAUGGAGAACCUUCAGAAGCUACACUUGGUUCGCUGCUCAUUGACAGAUAAAGAUAUGACACAUAUUGCUCCUGCACUCUGUGAUCUGCCCAACUUGGUGGAACUGAAUCUUAUGGAAAAUGAUGCUCUUGGUGGUUCUGCUGCAUCAUGGGCCCAUCACUUCAAGGAAAUGAAGAAACUUCAGAAUCUUGACUUUAGUUACUCCUCAUUGACAGGUGAAGAUAUGACACAUAUUGGUCCUGCACUCUGUGAUCUGCCCAACUUGGUGGAACUGAAUCUUAUGGGAAAUGAUGCUCUUGGUGGUUCUGCUGCAUCAUGGGCCCAUCACUUCAAGAGAAUGAAGAACCUUCAGAAGCUACACUUGAGCUGCUGCUCAUUGACAGGUGAAGAUAUGACACAUAUUGCUCCUGCACUGUGUGAUCUGUCCAAUUUGGUUGAAUUGAGUCUUGUGCAAAAUAAAGCUUUGGGUGGUUCUGCUGCAUCAUGGGCCCAUCACUUCAAGAGAAUGAAGAACCUUCAUAAGCUUUACUUGAGUCGCUGUUCAUUGACAGGUGAAGAUAUGACACAUAUUGCUCCUGCACUGUGUGAUCUGCCCAACUUGGUUGAAUUGUUUCUUGAUGAAAAUAAAGCCUUGGGUGGUUCUGUUGCAUCAUGGGUACAUCACUUCAAGAGGAUGAUGAACCUUCAGAGUCUUGUUUUUACUUGCUCCUCAUUGACUGGUAAAGAUAUAACACAACUUGCUCUUGCACUUUGCGAUCUGCCCAACUUUGUUGAAUUGAGUUUUUGGGGAAAUGAAGCCUUGGGUGGUUCUGCUGCAUCAUGGGCACAUCACUUCAAGAAGAUGAAGAAACUUGUGUUUCUAGACUUUGGGGAAUGCUCAUUGACAGGUGAAGAUAUGACACAUAUUGGUCCCAUACUGUGUGAUCUGCCCAACUUGGUUAGGUUAAGGUUGUCUAAAUAUAAGUUUGUUGCUGUUAAAAGAUGCUUGUUGUUCUAUAAAUGUCCAUACUGUUUGUUUGAACCAGAUGAUGGAAUUGUGCAUGGAGCCCAUCCAACGAGAGAUCCAGCCCAGGUCGCUGCAGAAAGCUGUAGAGAGGCAAUAAGAACUCAUUAUAGGGACAGCUAUGUGCAACUGACACCAUUGGAGGAUGACACAAAACACAUCAAAGAUAUCUACACAGAAUUAACAUUGGAGGAGUCUGGACAGAAACUGGAAUCGUAUAAAGAUAUAUUCCUUCAGACAACAAGGCAUGGUGAUCCAAUAAAACGGGUUAUUUUGAAUGGGGAACCUGGCAGAGGGAAGUCUACCCUCAUAGAUAAGAUGGCACAUGAUUGGGCAUGUGGUGAAGCACUGCAGCAGUUUGAGCUUGUAUUUGUUUUAAGAAUGAGUGCAGUUGAACAAAACACACAGCUGAUUGACUCAAUUUUUGACCAACUUUUAGACGAGGAUACUGGUGUAGAUAAGAACUUGUUGAGUUCUUUUAUCAGUCACAAUCCAGGCAAAGUACUGCUCUUGUUGGAUGGCUUUGAUGAGUUAAAGACCCGUGCCCUGAAUGAAGACCUAUUUGGUUCAAUUCUAAAGACCAUGAACCGUAAGAAAAACAGAGAGUGUUUUGUUGUAAUUACCACUCGUCCCUCUCACUAUCAUAAAUUAGUGACAAAGUCAUUAAUUAGAGAGCCUUUCACAAAGGUCAGGGUUGAAGGUUUUGAUAAGAAAGCUAUCAAGAUGUAUGUGAAGAGAUUUUAUUCGGAUGAACAUGACACAGCUGAAAGGCUCAUUCGGAGGAUCAAAUCCUCAAAUGUUUUAGCUGAUAUGGCAAAGAGUCCGAUGCUACUUCAGUUAAUGUGUAUUUUGUGGAAAGAGGAUUCUAAACUCCCAGGAACAGUGUCCCGUAUCUACAGUGAGGCAUUGGAGUACAUAUUUGUCAGAAAAAGUGACAGGAAUCCUGAUAUGCCUCCAGAUGAAUUACUAAAAGUAACAAAUGAACUCGGAAAGAUUGCCUUGCAUGGUCUUCUUGCUCCAGAACAACAGCUUGCUUUUCCCGAAGAAGAUUUUGAACCGAGAGUACUCGAAUCUGCACUAAAAGCAGGUAUUCUUACAAGAAAAAAGGUCUUGAAGGGAAGAAAAAGUCACACCAGCAUUCAGUUCCUGCACAAGACGUUUCAAGAGUUUUGUGCUGGUAAAUACUUACAAAGAUUAUUUGAAACAGACACAACGGAAUUUAAGAAAAACCAGAAAAAGUUAAUCAAAUCUGGAGGUAAUGAUUACGUUUUUUGGUUUUGUGCUGGUGACAAUAUGGCAUGUACAUGUAACAUUUUACAAAUACUGGUUGCAUCCAAGCAGUUCAAAGAAGAGCAACUAAGAAGACAGGAACGUGCACCCCUAAUGCAGUUAGGCCUAAACUGCUACUUUGAAGGUCAGUCAAAAGAUUUACCUCCAGUGAAAUUUAUAGAGUCUGUUCUAACAGAAAAUGUAAACAUUGGUAAAUGGGACAGGGACAGUCUGAACUCUUUCACAAACUUUCUUCAAAAUGUUCAUGCCCACGCUGACAAACAAACUGUUUAUCUUGACAAGGUACAGUCGGUAGAGAUAAGUAAAUGUCACUUGGGUGGGUGUAUGUCAGAUUUGGUCGACUCUAUGAGCUUAAUGGCGAAUCUUUCAUCAGUGAAAUUGUCAAUGUGCAAAUUGAAUGAGAGUAGUGGAGAAUACUCUGCAUUAUCAGGAGCAACACUUGGUUCUGCUGCAUCAUGGGCCCAACACUUCAAGAAAAUGGAGAACCUUCAGAAGCUACACUUGGUUCGCUGCUCAUUGACAGAUAAAGAUAUGACACAUAUUGCUCCUGCACUCUGUGAUCUGCCCAACUUGGUGGAACUGAAUCUUAUGGAAAAUGAUGCUCUUGGUGGUUCUGCUGCAUCAUGGGCCCAUCACUUCAAGGAAAUGAAGAAACUUCAGAAUCUUGACUUUAGUUACUCCUCAUUGACAGGUGAAGAUAUGACACAUAUUGGUCCUGCACUCUGUGAUCUGCCCAACUUGGUGGAACUGAAUCUUAUGGGAAAUGAUGCUCUUGGUGGUUCUGCUGCAUCAUGGGCCCAUCACUUCAAGAGAAUGAAGAACCUUCAGAAGCUACACUUGAGCUGCUGCUCAUUGACAGGUGAAGAUAUGACACAUAUUGCUCCUGCACUGUGUGAUCUGUCCAAUUUGGUUGAAUUGAGUCUUGUGCAAAAUAAAGCUUUGGGUGGUUCUGCUGCAUCAUGGGCCCAUCACUUCAAGAGAAUGAAGAACCUUCAUAAGCUUUACUUGAGUCGCUGUUCAUUGACAGGUGAAGAUAUGACACAUAUUGCUCCUGCACUGUGUGAUCUGCCCAACUUGGUUGAAUUGUUUCUUGUGGAAAAUAAAGCCUUGGGUGGUUCUGUUGCAUCAUGGGUACAUCACUUCAAGAGGAUGAUGAACCUUCAGAGUCUUGUUUUUACUUGCUCCUCAUUGACUGGUAAAGAUAUAACACAACUUGCUCUUGCACUUUGCGAUCUGCCCAACUUUGUUGAAUUGAGUUUUUGGGGAAAUGAAGCCUUGGGUGGUUCUGCUGCAUCAUGGGCACAUCACUUCAAGAAGAUGAAGAAACUUGUGUUUCUAGACUUUGGGGAAUGCUCAUUGACAGGUGAAGAUAUGACACAUAUUGGUCCCAUACUGUGUGAUCUGACCAACUUGGUUAGGUUGAGGUUGAGGGGAAAUGAAGCCUUGAGUGGUUCUGCUGCAUCAUGGGCACAUCACUUCAAGAAGAUGAAGAAACUUGUGUGUCUAGACUUUGGGAACUGUUCGUUGACAUCCAACGAUGAAACACAUAUCAGGUCUGCAUGUUGUGAUCUGCCCAACUUGAAAAGUUUGGAUAUUAAGCAUAAUAAACAUCCAAGUUUCGAAAGUUUGGAUUACCUUUUCUUCCUAGAAAACGAAGAUAAACCUUGGUAAACCUGACUUGUUGGAUCCCCACCUCCUCACUGCGUGAUCGGCCUAACUUUGUUCGCUUAGAUAUUAAAGGGGUAAAACUCAUUAGAUGAUGGAAAAGACAACACUGUGUCGGACAAGACUUUGAUCUCGUUGGUGCUUUUGUAGUUGACUUUAAUAACAAACUCUUUACGUAGGCAGUGAACUUUCACAUGAUCUUACUUGGGCAAAACACAUCACAAUAACAGUGAUACGAUUUUGGUGGUGCUCCACAAGACCAAAGAUUGCAUACAAAACUCCUGUUAGACUUAAUUGAAAUAUUUGGGAUCACAAAAAAACCACAAAGACAACCCUGAAAAGGUACAGAGACGUGCUGUUAGAUUUGUUAAAAAUGACUAAAACCGGACAAGUAGUGUGUCAAAUAUUCUGAAUCAACGGAACUAGGAUGAAACAAGUCUCAUUUUGAUUUUUGGGUAAAAUUGCUUGUUUUGAACUUUUUAGAAAUAAUCACGUUUUCGUUUAAAUUUGUCAUUUUCCUCCCUAGUCGUCUAGCCUUCUAGCAUAUACUUUACGCUUUUGUGUUUUGGUGGUGUGUGUUAUUUAUUGUGGAUGAGAACAGCAAUAAAAUAACUAUAGAAAAUGAAUGAGUAUGCUUGGUUUUAGUUCCAGAAAUAUAUAAUAAUAAGAAUAUUUUGUUGACAUAAUAUUAAACAAUUAUAGCAAGUUCUCUAGUAUUAAAUGUUUUUAUGUUUUCAGUGCAUCUUCGUGAGGACUCACUGAAACAUCUUAGCAGUACCAGCCUACUACCAAAGGAAACCAAAGGUUCACUUAUUAUCCGCUGAGAACUAUUAUGAAACUUGCGGGAUGCCGCGCUCGCGCGGCAUCCCUGCUGAAUGAUGAAAAUCCUUUACACAAAUAUUUCGAAAUGUGAUGUGGUAGAGGGUAUUAUACGCCUCUCUUAAUAUUUAUGCAUGACGUCAUAAUUGUAACCCAAAAUGAAGCUAUGGCCUGUAUGACGCACGUCCGCCACUACUCGUUUUGGGUUUAGACGACGUACCUGCAUACUUAUUAAGAGAGGCGUUUUCGGAAGGACAUAGGUUAUAAUAACUUCGCAUAAUUGGAUUGGGAAUUGUAUUAAAAAUGAUUGAUGAUUUUAA